GGGAGUCCACGGCCUUUACAUUUCGACACGUUACACGACCUUUCAAAUUCAAGAAACAAAUUCAUCAACGGAAAACAGAGUGAGAAGAAGAAGAAGAAAAACCCAGUAACAGAUUCUAUUACCUUCCUUACCCUGUUUCAUAUUAAAGCUGCGGCUGCUGUUUAUCCUCCGCCGUUGCUCCGCCACUCUCUCUGACACACUUCUCUCCUCCUGCUUUUUCCCUCUUCUACCGCAGCCGCCCAUCCACGCCGCUGUAGAAUAUGGGGGUCGAUUACUACAACAUUCUCAAGGUCAACCGCAACGCCAGCGAAGAUGAUUUGCGCAAAGCCUACCGUCGUCUCGCCAUGAUCUGGCACCCUGAUAAGAACCCCGGCGCCAAAAAGCACGAGGCAGAGGCCAAGUUCAAACAGAUUUCCGAGGCUUAUGAUGUUCUUAGCGAUCCGCAGAAACGCCAAAUUUAUGAUCUUUAUGGCGAGGAGGCGCUCAAGUCCGGGCAGGUCCCUCCGCCGCCGCGGGGAGGGCCGCACCAUUUCCGUACCCAGCCACAUCCGAAUCCCUCGUUCCGGUUUAACCCCAGGGAUGCGGACGAUAUUUACGCUGAGUUGUUCGGUGGAGGGUCCUCGUCCGAGAGUAAUGGGCGGGCCAGGGGGACUAGGGAUGGGUUCUUCAGGAGCACGGCUAAUGCUGGCGCAGAGUUCUCCGGAGCUGGUACUGUACCAGGCGCGGCGACUAGGAAGGCGCCGGCUGUAGAGAAUAAUUUGUUGUGUAGUUUGGAAGACUUGUACAAAGGGGUUAAGAAGAAAAUGAAGAUCUCGAAGACGAUUCUUGAUGUUUCUGGAAAGGGAAGAGCUUGCAUAACUUGUCUCGGCUAUUUCCGAGCUAAAUAUUCCUCUUUCGAGGACACCACUUCUAUUGAAAUACAGCUAUUCCACUUAGAAAGUCUGCCUAGAACUGUGGAGGAGAUCUUAACGAUAGAGAUAAAACCUGGUUGGAAGAAGGGUACAAAGAUAACCUUUCCUGAGAAGGGAAAUCAAGAGCCUGGUGUCAUUCCGGCUGAUCUUGUCUUUGUGGUUGAUGAAAAACCUCACCCUCUUUUCGUCAGGGAUGGAAAUGAUUUGGUUGUCAAGCAGGAGAUAUCGCUUCUCGAAGCGCUCAUAGGGAAAACCCUGGAACUGACUACAUUGGAUGGAAGAAAUCUUAUGAUCCCAUUGACUGAGGUUGUAAAACCUGGAUACGAGGUAGUGGUACCGAACGAAGGAAUGCCAAUAUCUAAAGAUCCACGCAGGAAGGGAAAUUUACGGGUGAAGAUUGAUGUUAGGUAUCCGGCAAGGCUCACUGAAAUUCAGAAACUAGAACUGAGCAGAGUCUUGGAGGGUACCUGAAGAUUAAGUUUUCUCGUUUCAACUCUGGAGGGGUGAUCAUAUCAACUCAAGUUGAAUAUGCAGCUUUUGGGUGUACAUAUAGGAUGUCAAUUAGGUAGCCUUUAUUAUUAUUAUGUUAUUGUUUUGUUAAAAUUCCUUUCUUUAUGGUCUCUUUACCCUACUCACCGGGUGUGGGGACAAAGGAAUAGUUUCCUGCAUCACAGCUUUUGGUUUAAGAUUAGUAUUAAAGGUGAGUGUUUGAUGGGUUUAUUUUAAUUGUCUUUUAUCUGGUUA
Molecule: messenger RNA, 1655 nt
Organism: Cuscuta epithymum
Lineage: Eukaryota; Viridiplantae; Streptophyta; Magnoliopsida; Solanales; Convolvulaceae
Source: the annotation of a GenBank genome assembly